GCUCCCAGCCGGGCCUGCUGAGCCGCCCCCGGGCCGGGGCCGCGCCGAGUCUGGCCGGGCCGCGCCCGGGCGGGGCCGCGCUGCCUGCAUGACCCUCCGGCGGCGCGGGGAGAAGGCGACCAUCAGCAUCCAGGAGCAUAUGGCCAUCGACGUGUGCCCCGGCCCCAUCCGGCCCAUCAAACAGAUCUCCGACUACUUCCCCCGCUUCCCGCGGGGCCUGCCGCCGGACGCCGGGCCCCGCACCGCUGCACCCCCGGACGCCCCCGCGCGCCCGGCCGCGGCCAGCGCGGGCCGCCGCAGCCCCUCCGACGGCGCCCGCGACGACGACGAGGAUGUGGACCAGCUGUUUGGAGCCUACGGCGCCAGCCCCGGCCCCGGCCGCAGCACGGCGCGACCGCCUGCCAAGCUGCCCGAGGACGAGCCGGACGCCGACGGCUACGAGUCCGACGACUGCACCGCCCUGGGCACGCUGGACUUCAGCCUGCUCUACGACCAGGAGAACAACGCUCUCCACUGCACCAUCAGCAAGGCCAAGGGCCUGAAGCCGAUGGACCACAAUGGGCUGGCAGACCCCUACGUCAAGCUGCACCUGCUGCCAGGAGCCAGUAAGGCAAAUAAGCUCAGAACAAAAACUCUCCGAAACACUCUGAACCCCACGUGGAAUGAGACCCUCACUUACUACGGGAUCACAGACGAAGACAUGAUCCGAAAGACCCUGCGGAUCUCGGUGUGUGAUGAGGACAAAUUCCGCCACAACGAGUUCAUAGGGGAGACGCGGGUGCCCCUCAAGAAGCUGAAGCCCAACCACACCAAGACGUUCAGCAUCUGCCUGGAGAAGCAGCUGCCGGUGGACAAGACAGAAGACAAGUCCCUGGAGGAGCGGGGCCGCAUUCUCAUCUCCCUCAAGUACAGUUCGCAGAAGCAGGGCCUGCUGGUCGGCAUCGUGCGCUGCGCACACCUGGCUGCCAUGGACGCCAACGGCUACUCAGACCCCUACGUGAAAACAUACCUGAAGCCAGAUGUGGACAAGAAAUCCAAACAUAAGACAGCGGUAAAGAAGAAAACCCUAAACCCAGAGUUCAACGAGGAAUUCUGUUAUGAGAUUAAGCACGGGGACCUGGCCAAGAAGACCCUGGAGAUCACCGUUUGGGAUUAUGACAUUGGAAAAUCCAACGAUUUCAUCGGCGGCGUGGUUCUGGGCAUCAAUGCCAAGGGCGAGCGCCUGAAGCACUGGUUUGAUUGCCUGAAGAACAAGGACAAGCGGAUCGAGCGCUGGCACACGCUCACCAACGAGCUCCCGGGGGCCGUGCUCAGCGACUGACCCACCCCACCUGCCCGCUGCACCCACCCCUGCCCGGCCCAGCACAGGCCUGGCCCUGGGCUUCCUCAGCUGCCACUAAGGGCCUCGCCCCCAUGUUUGGGGAGAUCCAGGACGCCUGCUUGGACACAGAGCCACUGCAGCCCCCGCUUAGAGGCCAUGAAGGCCCAGCCCCUCCGAGGGACAGCGGGGGCAGAGAGCUGGGCCUGCUUUCGCCGA
Aethalodelphis obliquidens (Pacific white-sided dolphin) is the source of this 1537-nucleotide messenger RNA. It is a transcript of the gene DOC2B, whose product is annotated as double C2 domain beta. The record is from RefSeq and is a predicted model, not a curated record. The coding region runs from base 89 to 1321 and encodes 410 amino acids. The transcript is spliced from 9 exons. Gene Ontology annotation, cellular component: synapse; membrane. Lineage: Eukaryota; Metazoa; Chordata; Mammalia; Artiodactyla; Delphinidae. Gene Ontology annotation, biological process: regulation of calcium ion-dependent exocytosis; exocytosis; spontaneous neurotransmitter secretion.